Molecule: messenger RNA, 384 nt
Organism: Saccostrea cuccullata (small rock oyster)
Lineage: Eukaryota; Metazoa; Mollusca; Bivalvia; Ostreida; Ostreidae
Exons: 1
Coding region: 1-384 (127 amino acids)
Source: RefSeq, a predicted model, not a curated record
AUGAAUGAGGGUACACUGACAGCAAGGACGAUGGUGCGUCCACGGGAAAUAGUUCCUGUUAGGUUGAUGAACGUCAGUGAGGAGUCUAAGGUAUUGCAUACAGGAACAGUUGUAGGACAGCUGACAGAGAUUGGGGAAAUACAGAAGAAGCCUUUGUCUGGUGACAAAUUACCAUUUAAAGAGCUACGCAAGGAUCUUGCUGAUUUGCUCCGAAAAUCAGAAUGCGAGUUGACUCCAGAACAAAGACAGAAAGCAAAGGAGUUUCUUAUUAAAUACACAAGUCUGUUUGCAGAGAACAAUUUUGACUUUGGUCGAACAGGCAUAGUCAAACAUCACAUUGAAACGGGUGACAGCAGACCCAUUAAACAACUGUUUUACAAAUGA